Messenger RNA from Coregonus clupeaformis (lake whitefish), 1221 nucleotides. Its product is annotated as TM2 domain-containing protein 1-like. The transcript is spliced from 7 exons. Lineage: Eukaryota; Metazoa; Chordata; Actinopteri; Salmoniformes; Salmonidae. The record is from RefSeq and is a predicted model, not a curated record. Bases 10 to 603 code for a protein of 197 amino acids.
GUUGUCAACAUGGCGUCUCACAGGAGUCGGCUGUUUUGUUUACGGACCCUAUCGUUGAGCAUCUUCUUUUAUUACACGUAUUGCCAUUUUCAACUUGUUCUCGGAAAUGAUGUCGAUAGCUGUAAAAAUCUACGCUUGGGACAGUAUCUUUGCAAAGAACCAAGGAUAGAUGAUGCCACUCAAGAACCUGCGAACUGCAAGGACAUGAUAGCUUGGGUGGAAUGCCUACCUGCUCCGAAUGUCAGCUGCCGCUUGUCAAAUGGGACAGAGUUUCGAUUCAGCGGAGAGGAAGUGGGCUUCAACCAAAGCAUCCCCUGCAGGAAUGUGAGCGGUUACUCCUACAAAAUAGCAGUGGCCCUGUCCCUCUUCCUGGGGUGGUUAGGAGCUGAUCGCUUCUACCUGGGAUACCCAGCUUUAGGGCUGCUCAAGUUCUGCACUGUGGGCUUCUGUGGGAUCGGGAGCUUGGUGGAUUUCAUGUUGAUCUCAAUGCAGAUUGUGGGUCCAUCGGAUAAGUCUGACUACAUAGUGGAUUACUACGGUGCCAGACUCACACGCCUCUCCAUUACCAACGACACCUAUAGAAGAACCCAGAUCUCACCCUGAGGGACGAAAGUGAAAAACAACAACAACCUCCAUCCUCUGAAUGCUGUAAUUUAAAUUAUGCCCAUCUCUUGGCAUCCUAUUUUUCACUCGACCAGUACACACGGACACAAAGACAUACGGACUAUCCGAGUCCACUUAUCCUGAUCCUGUCUGCAUGUACCCCAAUUUCGGGAGUGGAGCCUGUGAAGCUAGACUGAGUCUUUCCUUGCUUCUUUGUCCUUCAUUCCUUGCCUUCUCCUCAAAACGCAUUUGAAGAUAAAAUCUGAGGAGAUAAGGAAACAAGGAAAGACUUUUGAGAUUCACCCGUGGUCACCAGCUCAGGUCCCAGAAGGUUACAGUACAGGCUUUUGUUCCAACACAACAUUAGCCACACUGUGUAGCUCUCCAGGACCAGUGGGUUGAUGACCACCCCCAUAGAGCUUCAAGUCAUCGUUGUUAUACUCCUAUGAGAAUCUAGAAUCUGCACUGAGAACGGUGUACUGUAAAUAUAUUGUCAUGUCAUCUGUGGUUUUUGAGUAUGUCUGGCAUCAAGGGAACUAUUUAUGUACUGUAUGACUGUCUUUUUGCUUUCAUUUGUCAUUUGAGAUUUUUGUAAUUAAAGUGAUCAUUUAAUGAAAA